Messenger RNA from Mycotypha africana, 1470 nucleotides. RefSeq lists its product as uncharacterized. Lineage: Eukaryota; Fungi; Mucoromycota; Mucoromycetes; Mucorales; Mycotyphaceae. The coding region runs from base 1 to 1470 and encodes 489 amino acids. The record is from RefSeq and is a predicted model, not a curated record. The transcript is spliced from 4 exons.
AUGCCUUCAGCAACUAGAUUAAGUCAUCGCCAUCAGCCUUCCAAUUCUUCUCUCUCAUCGACGUCAUCGUCUUCAUCUACCCGACCUGCUCUGCCACAAAUCUUGACGAGCUCAGCAACUAAUGCUGUGAACUUUUCUAGAAGUACAACGCCAACUUCACGAAGGGUACGAUCACAUUGGUUCACACACUUCGUUCUAAAUUGGCGCAGAAGCUCACGCUCUUCAAAAUUACUAUUGGGUUUGUCAAUGACCUUAGUUGGUAUACAAAUUAUUUCUAGCACGGCUAUCCUAUUCUAUUCGUGGGGCAUGUACUGCGAUAAACCAUUACGUAUAUUCGUAGCUGUUUAUAUUGUGCGGCUAAUCCUGAUAGCUCCUAUCAAUAUUUAUUUACAUUUGGCCCCUCGUCGCAGCAGACUGCUGACUCAAAGUAGUGCAAAUGGUAAUAAUUCUUCCCUUCGAUCCAGCGCAAUAAGAGCCGAACUCAGCGAAGCUUAUGCUAUGAGUGAACGAAAUCACAAUACCCGGCCGGUCUCCUUUCCUCCACCUGUUAUACCACUUGCCACAAAUCGAAAUCAAUACCCACCAUUUAUCACUCCUAUUCAGCAACAACAGUUACAACAGCAACAUGUUUCAACACAGCAGGUAACUUCAGGUAGUUUUCAAUCCUUCGAUGACAAUCUAGUGCGGUCUUGGAUUGAUAGGGCGAAAUCAGCAUUGGAUUUGUUUGUCGUUUUCUGGUUUAUCAUAGGCAACUAUAUGCUCUUUUCAUCAUCAACAUGUUCUGAUACGGCGCAACCUUUGUAUUAUUUCUCAAUGGUCCUUAUUGUAUAUGGAUAUCUGAUUUUAUCAGUUCCAGUAUUCCUUUUGGGUAUGCGUUUAUUGCAUGUCAAUGAUGGUGUAUACAUGGGAGGCGCAACCGAAGAUGAAAUAGCAAAAAUACCCGUUUAUCAAUUCAAGUCAACAAAUAGUCGCCCCAAUUCGGCGCAACAGAUGACUAUAGAAACAACUAAUAAUGUCAAACUCAUUAACCCUACAUCUAUGACACUCGACACUAAUCCAUGUAUUCCAGAUGCAUCUUCGAAAUUUGAAAGCAAGAAAAGCGGAAAACUGAAUAGCAGUGCCGAUGCUAAAUACCACAUCACAAUUGAUUUGAGUAAAUCAGAACAUCAUCAACAAAAACAAGAGAAGCGAAAUUCAGGUUUUUUAAACGGAUUAUGGCUUCGUUUAGGCCUAGUAGAACCGCCGUCAAAAAUCGAGCCAGAAUAUGAGCUACUUGAGAUACCCGAUGUUCAAGAUCAAAUUUGUGCUAUCUGCUUAUCCAGUUACGACGAUGGCGAUAUUUUAUGCAAACUCUGGUGUUAUCAUCAUUUUCAUAAAGCUUGUUUACAUGAAUGGCUUGUUUUAAACGUUAGAUGCCCUAUGUGCAAACAAGAUUCACGAGGGAAAGAUUUUGCAGCAUUGGAUAUGUAG